This is a messenger RNA of Cynara cardunculus var. scolymus (artichoke), 1454 nucleotides long. Its product is annotated as alpha-galactosidase-like. Lineage: Eukaryota; Viridiplantae; Streptophyta; Magnoliopsida; Asterales; Asteraceae. The record is from RefSeq and is a predicted model, not a curated record. Gene Ontology annotation, biological process: carbohydrate metabolic process. Gene Ontology annotation, molecular function: hydrolase activity, hydrolyzing O-glycosyl compounds. The coding region runs from base 55 to 1356 and encodes 433 amino acids. The transcript has 14 exons.
GCCAUUUGCUUAGCUGAGUAGUUGUUGUAUUGAUUGCUGAAGGGGAAAAGGGAGAUGAUGCAUCUAAAGGUUGUACUUUGCUACUUCUCCUUGUUGGUUGUAAGCAUCAGAUUUAGCAGUAGCGAGGCAGCACGUACAACCUUUAGCAGCACAAAUCAGCGGAGGAGCCUUUUGGAGAAUGGACUUGGCCGCACUCCCCAGAUGGGGUGGAACAGUUGGAACCACUUUGCUUGCAAUAUUGAAGAAAAAUUAAUCAGGGAAACAGCUGAUGCCAUGGUAUCAACUGGACUUGCUGCUGCGGGAUACCAAUACGUGAAUAUAGAUGAUUGUUGGGCAGAAUUAGAUAGAGAUUCAAGGGGGGAUUUUGUUCCCAAAGCCUCGACAUUUCCAUCUGGAAUCAAAGCGUUGGCUGAUUAUGUUCAUAACAAAGGACUAAAGCUUGGAAUUUACUCCGAUGCAGGAACUCAAACAUGUAGUAAGAAAAUGCCGGGAUCUUUAGGCCACGAAGAGCAAGAUGCCAAGACCUUCGCCUCAUGGGGAAUCGAUUAUCUAAAAUACGAUAAUUGUAACAAUCAAGAUAUAAGCCCGAAAGAAAGGUAUCCAAUAAUGACAAAAGCUUUGCAGAACUCUGGAAGGCCCAUCUUUUAUUCCUUAUGUGAAUGGGGCCAAGACGAUCCUGCCACUUGGGCAAAUGAGGUUGGCAAUAGCUGGAGAACAACCGGAGAUAUUUCUGAUAACUGGGAUAGGUAUGGUUAUGAUCUUACGAGAACCCAACCCAAUAUAUUAAGAUUCUUUGUUGUAACACGAAAUGACUAUAUAUUUAUCUUGAUUUCUACUAGCAUGACUUCACGGGCAGAUGAAAACGAUAAAUGGGCAUCGUAUGCAAAACCCGGUGGAUGGAAUGAUCCUGACAUGUUGGAAGUCGGGAAUGGAGGCAUGACAACAGAGGAAUACCGUUCACAUUUUAGCAUUUGGGCAUUAGCAAAGGCACCUCUUUUGGUUGGUUGUGAUGUACGAUCAAUGAGCAAAGAAACACAUGAAAUACUCAGCAAUAAAGAAGUUAUCGCGGUGAAUCAAGAUAGUCUUGGAGUUCAGGGGAAAAAGGUCAAGAAGAAUGGCGAUUUGGAGGUUUGGGCCGGUCCUCUUCAACAUAACAAAGUUGUGGUAAUUCUAUGGAAUAGAAGUGGCUCAACAAGCCAGAUUACUGCUUAUUGGUCUGAUAUAGGACUCGAUUCAACAACAAUCGUUAACGCUCGUGACUUAUGGGCGCAUUCAACUCAAAAAUCAAUCAAGGGACAAAUCUCUGCAACUAUUCAAUCUCAUGCUUGCAAAAUGUAUGUUCUUACUCCACAAUGAGAGUAAAUGAACAUUUCAUUUUUGUAAUGUAAUAAGAUUUGGGAAGCCAAAUCCAAGAAAUUAUACAUAUGAAGCAAAUAAAUAUUUUCUUCUAUUUA